Molecule: messenger RNA, 198 nt
Organism: Coccidioides immitis RS
Lineage: Eukaryota; Fungi; Ascomycota; Eurotiomycetes; Onygenales; Onygenaceae
Exons: 1
Coding region: 1-198 (65 amino acids)
Source: RefSeq, a predicted model, not a curated record
AUGCUGCUUAAACAUGGAGAUAAGAUGCAUAUGCUGGAUGAAGCACCCAUAUCACAUGAGAAGUUGGUCAAGAAAGUCAUCCAAGACAAUCAAGAUGAUCAAAAUACUUUAGAGAUUAUACAGAAAGAGAUUGCAAGCCUGCUAAAUCUACUACUCAAUUCAGAUGAGGAACAGGAAAUACAUCAAUAUUAUCAAUAG